AUGUCUAAACGUAAAUAUAAAACGUUAUCAGUAUCUGAAAAAUUAAAACUUCUAUCAGAUUAUGAUUGUGGAAAGUCGCGUGAUGAACUGUGUAGGGAGAAUAACAUACCAAAGUCAACCCUGUGUAGAAUUAUUCAAAAUAACGAGAAAAUUCGGUCUCAGUGUAUUGAUGGAAAAGGAAAACUCAAACGAAUACGAGCCGCAGAGUAUCCUGAACUUGAAAAGUGUCUCUGUACAUGGAUAAAGCAGAGAAAGCUGAAGAAUUUGCAAAAAAAGCUCCAUUUUGAUAAUUUUUCUGGCAGUAAUGGGUGGUUGGAAGGAUUUAAGAAAAGAAACGAUAUCACAUUCAAAAAUGUUUGUGGCGAGAGCAAUUCUGUGGACAAUAACGAAUGUAAUGAGUGGAUUAAAAACCUUCCAGCUUUAUUACACGAUUAUUCCCCCGAUGACGUAUUCAACGCCGAUGAAGCGGGCUUAUUCUACAAGUGUCUUCCGGAUAAAACAUUUACGUUCAAAGGUCAGCCUUGCCAUGGUGGUAAAUUGAGUAAAGAUCGGGUCACAGUACUUGUAAGUGCAAAUAUGUCUGGGACUGAAAAACUGCCACUUCUUUUAAUUGGAAAAUCUAAGAGCCCAAGAUGCUUCAAGGGUAUUAAAAUGUUGCCUGUUAAUUAUAAAAACAAUAAAAAGGCCUGGAUGACUUCUGAAUUAUUUGCAGAUUGGUUAAAAAAAGUGAACGCCGAUAUGAGGGCCCAAAAACGAAAGAUCAUUAUGUUUGUUGACAACUGCACAGCUCACAACAAUAUGCCCAAAUUAGACUAUGUUACAUUAUUGUACUUACCCGCCAAUACCACAAGUAAAUUACAGCCCAUGGAUCAGGGUAUUAUCAACAACUUUAAGGUUUACUACAGGAAGGAAGUUGUUCAGUAUGUUCUUAAAUCUAUAGAAGAGGAUAAAAGCCCAGAAAUUAACAUCCUCCAGGCCAUGAGAUUUGCGAGAAAAGCUUGGUUUUCUGUUAGCAAAACUACAAUUAGUAAUUGCUUAAAAAAAGCUGGAUUCAAAGUCACGAAUGUAUCUGAACCUGAGAGCCUACAAGAGGAGCCAGAGAUCUGUGAAACUUUUCCAGAAUGGGAUAAAUUAUUUACUGAAUGUAGGAAUGAGCAACAGGCGACUUUUCAGGAUUUCGUUUCUAUGGAUAAUAAUGUACUCAUUUCAGAGGAGCUCAAUGAUGAUGACAUAGUUGCUAUGUAUUCUUCUUUGGACACAGAAGAAGAAGAAGAGGAAGAAGACUGUGAAGAGACUCCAGUGAAAAUUUCAAAGUGUGAGGCAAUGGAAGCUUUAGAAACUUUACACAAGUAUUUCGAAAUGUCAAAUGUUGAUGAUUCUAAUAUUUUUGAUCGAAUUUAUUAUAUCGAGAAACAGGUUUCAGCAACUAGCAAUCAAGUACAAACAACCAUUACCGAUUACUUUAAGUCAUAAUCGUUACAAUAUUGUUUUUUUUUUAUAUGUAGUACAAUCAUAUCUACUACAUUAAAUUCUUAACACCAAAAAUACGCAUUUUUAUUAACAUUUCCACGUCUAAUAAAAGAAUAAAGGCACAUUUCUACCUCUGUAAAGGGGCCUCUGUAAAUGAGACAACUAUAAUUUUAAACCUGUUUAAUUGGAAAACUGGAUUAUUGGAAACUCUCAAUAAUUGGUACAUAUGUCUUGGUCCCUUGAGAUCCCAAUUAACCAGGUUUC
Amyelois transitella is the source of this 1734-nucleotide messenger RNA. RefSeq names its product tigger transposable element-derived protein 6-like. The coding region runs from base 1 to 1473 and encodes 490 amino acids. NCBI's taxonomy places the organism in Eukaryota, Metazoa, Arthropoda, Insecta, Lepidoptera, Pyralidae. Gene Ontology annotation, cellular component: nucleus. The record is from RefSeq and is a predicted model, not a curated record. The transcript has 2 exons. Gene Ontology annotation, molecular function: DNA binding.